AUGCCGAAAGUUCCACAGUCAACUAGCAGCUUUCAAGCGGCUUACAUCUCAGAACGUCAAAUAUCUGAAGAGUCUGGGUCUGAAACUUCGCGGAAAAGCAAGAAACUAUUUGCAUCAUCAAGUUUAAACAAUAAUGAUGAAAUUCGCAUAGCUGUGCAGCAUCAAGAUUUAUAUGUGUUGCCAUGCAAGAGUUCACCCCACAUCUGUGGUCGUCUCACGAAGGCUGAUGGCAUCACUGCUGCUGAAGCAACCAACUUUGUCAAUAAUGCCAUUUGUCACUUAUUUGAGGAAAUCCGCUAUGAACUGAAUGCUAUGGAAAUCGAUCGCUGUAAAAAUGUUGGUGUAAGUACUCUGAUGAAAAACUACAUUUUCCAGAGUCCAAGUCAAACAUUUUUAUUGGAGCAUGCUGGUUGGAUUUUCCAAGAAAAUGGGAAAAUAACUGACGAUGCAGGAUAUUUUGAUCUCUCUAUUCCUCUGAUUAUGAUACUGGGAUUUGCUGAAGAUUACCAACGGAUUAUCAUCAACGCGAAGCAUAAGUUAAUUCUCACUCGUUCACACAAUGACAACAAUGUUGUUUUACAAGCCCAACCAGCUCAAGGGGUACAAGCAGAGGACUUCAAAAUUUCACUCACCAAGCUUGAAUGGAUGAUAUCCUACGUCAAAGUUGCAGAUUCUCGUAAAGUUCAACUGUUGAACUAUAAUGCUCAAGAUAUAGCCACACCUAUGAGCUUUCGAGCUUGGGAGUUGUACGAGUAUCCCAUGUUAGCGAGAACCUCCAAACAUGUUUGGGUAGUGAAAUGUUCAACACAAUUGGAAAAACCACGCUUCGUUAUUGUUGGAUUCCAGAGCUCCAGAAGGAAUCAAAUAACCAACAAUGCCAGUAAAUUUGAUCAUUGUACCAUUCGAGAUGCGAAACUCUUCCUGAAUUCUCAGAGUUACCCCUAUGGAAACCUCCAUCUUGAUAUUACACACAAUCAGUACUCUCAACUCUACAACACGUAUACUGACUUCCAGACUUUUUACUAUGGUAAGGAGCCUGAGCCCUUGCUGAACAGGGAUGCAUUCUUGAAGACAGCACCGCUCAUCGUCAUCGAUUGCUCCAAGCCGAACAAGUUCCUGAAAACUGGACCUGUAGAUAUUCGACUUGAAUUCGAAUUGACGCAGAUAUUCCCCUAUACUACUGCAGCUUAUUGCUUGAUCUUACAUGAUCGAAUUAUCGAAUAUCAUCCUCUCAGUGGUGGAGUGAAGAAAAUGAUUUAA
Messenger RNA from Diachasma alloeum, 1260 nucleotides. RefSeq lists its product as uncharacterized. The transcript has 2 exons. The record is from RefSeq and is a predicted model, not a curated record. Bases 1 to 1260 code for a protein of 419 amino acids. NCBI's taxonomy places the organism in Eukaryota, Metazoa, Arthropoda, Insecta, Hymenoptera, Braconidae.